AUGCAGGGAGUCUCAAUAGUACUUAUGCAGGAACCAUACGUUGGGGCGAAAGCUCACGUCACCCUAGGCUCGAAUUAUCGUGUUGUCCAAAAAGUUAGUCACGACAAAAAUAAACCAGUCAGAUCGGCAAUCGUUGUUUUAAAUCCAAACAUACAGUACACUGUAAAUCCAGACCUUAUUACAGAAGAUAUUGUCACAAUCACAAUCAAAGUAGAUUAUAAGAAAAUAGGUAUAAUUAGUAUUUACUUGCACGAAAAAGGAAACAUCGAUGAAGAUCUCGCUAAAAUUAACCAACUCACAAGGGUUGUGGACACAAGUGACUACAUAAUUGCAGGAGACGUUAAUGCAAAAAGUGUCUGGUGGGGAUGUGAUGCGGAUGAUAAAAGAGGUACUCAUAUAAUGGAGACAAUAGCUGAACUAAAUCUAGAAAUUGUCAAUACUGGCAGAAACCCAACAUUCGCAGCUUAUAGAAUGGGCAAGCUUUGCUCUAGCAUUAUAGAUGUAACAGCGUGUUCAGUUUCUUUAAUAAAUAAAAUCAAGAACUGGAGAGUUGAUGAAAUAUUUAGCACUUUGUCAAACCACAAACCAAUAUUAUAUGAGCUUGUUCUAGAGAAUUCUAUACCAGAAAAGACAAUUAUCAGCACACGAAAGUUUGAUACUAGGAAAGCUAACUGGGAAGCAUUCAAACAGGAACUCACGAUAGAACUAAGUGGCAAACAAGUAAACAAGGAAAUAAUAGAACAAAUUAAGACAACACAAGAUAUGGACAUUAUGAUUGAUAAAUAUACGCAAUGCAUUUCAUCGGCAUGUUUUAAAGUAAUCCCCACAAUAAAGUCCAAGAAAACAAAGAAAGCAGCAAUUUGGUGGACUAAAGAGCUCAAACUUAAAAAAGAGGAAAUGGUUAGGACAAGACGAAGAAUUCGUAAUGCGCACCCUAAAAGACGUAAGCUUGUUAUAGAACUCUAUCUAAAAGCAAGAGAUGAAUACAUCCACAGCAUAGAAACAGCUGCAACACAAAGUUGGAAAGAUCUAUGCAGCACCGAAGAGAAGGAAAACGUAUGGCAACGGACCUACAGAAUCCUCAAAGUUUGUUCUAACACCGAAGAAGAGAAGCUACUACGCAAUAAAGACGGUACGAUUCUCAGCGAAAGGGAAUCGGCCAAUCUAUUGGCCGAAACCUUUUUCCCGUGGGACAGCGUUGACACCGAUACUGAAGAGCAAGUUAAUCUAAGGAAUAGUGUACAGGAAUUAACAAGAAAACUAGAAAAUAACACAUUAAAAACAGUACAGCCUUUUACAACAGCAGAAAUCGAACAUGUCUUCCAUAACAUGAACCCAAAAAAGGCACCGGGCGGAGACAGUUUAACCUCAGACAUCUGCCAAGCGGCUUAUGAAAACGACCCAGAAAUUGCCUUGAGUCUAAUUAAUCAAUGUCUAAAGCUUGGCUAUUUCCCAACAAAGUGGAAAAUAGCAACCAUCAAAAUUAUACCCAAGCCAAAUAAAGAAGAUUAUUCUAUUCCCAAAUCAUAUAGACCUAUAGGCUUACUACCGAUACUAGGAAAAUUAUUGGAGAAACUAUUUGUAAACAGGCUACAAUGGCAACUCGGACACGAUAAUAAGAUGAACAAUAGGCAAUAUGGGUUCACGCCACAACGGAGUACUGAAGAUGCCCUUUACGACACCACCACUGCAAUCAAAACCGGACUUCGCAAAAAGGAAAUUGUCGCACUAGUGUCACUUGAUAUUGAAGGCGCAUUUGAUAAUGCAUGGUGGCCAGCAAUCAUCUACCAACUACAAGCCAAACAAGCAGAAACUUCUAUUCUCAGACUAGUAACAAGCUACCUAUCCAACAGAGUAAUCGAUUUAGGAUAUGCUGGAGAAAUCGUAACGCGACCUACAAAUAAGGGAUGCAUUCAGGGCUCUACUUGUGGUCCAAUAUUAUGGAAUAUUUUAUUAGAUUCCCUUUUACAAGCAACACAAGACCUAAGCACUCAUGUCCAAGCUUUCGCGGACGACAUACUCUUGAUAGGCACCAACAACAAUGGAGAACAACUAGAGAAAGAUCUAAACCACACCCUAAAACUUAUAUCAGACUGGGGAAAAGAGUACAAGUUAAAAUUUGCACCGCAUAAAACCCAAGCAAUAAUUAUUACGAAAAAACUGAAAUUCCACACUCCUAAAUUGUACAUGGAAGGAAUAGAGCUGACUUACACAGAACAUCUGACAAUAUUAGGCCUUACGAUCGAUAAGAAUUUUAACUUUAAACCACACUUAGACAAUAUUAGUCGCAAAGCAGUAAAUCUUUAUAAAAUGGUGUCCAAAGCGGCAAGAGCACAAUGGGGACUCAACUCAGACAUAGUCCGCACAAUAUAUACUGCUGUAGUAGAACCAACGGUGCUGUAUGCGACUUUUCAGCAUAAGAAUCUGCAAAGGCCAUAA
This is a messenger RNA of Parnassius mnemosyne (clouded apollo), 2439 nucleotides long. The record is from the annotation of a GenBank genome assembly. NCBI's taxonomy places the organism in Eukaryota, Metazoa, Arthropoda, Insecta, Lepidoptera, Papilionidae.